Messenger RNA from Xenopus laevis (African clawed frog), 1567 nucleotides. It is a transcript of the gene fdps.S, whose product is annotated as farnesyl diphosphate synthase S homeolog. Gene Ontology annotation, molecular function: dimethylallyltranstransferase activity; prenyltransferase activity; (2E,6E)-farnesyl diphosphate synthase activity. Bases 143 to 1405 code for a protein of 420 amino acids. NCBI's taxonomy places the organism in Eukaryota, Metazoa, Chordata, Amphibia, Anura, Pipidae. Gene Ontology annotation, biological process: lipid metabolic process; trans, trans-farnesyl diphosphate biosynthetic process; isoprenoid biosynthetic process. The transcript is spliced from 10 exons. Gene Ontology annotation, cellular component: cytoplasm. The record is from RefSeq and is a predicted model, not a curated record.
UCACGUGACGGCGGUGUGUGUAGGCGUCUCCUCCCACCAGUGACGCUGCUGUAGCGGCGCUUCCGGGCGGGUGUCGAUGCUGCAGUUGAGGGAUUCGGGGGUCGGGUGGUGACACUGUGGGGGGUUGAUGUUUCAGUGAAGGAUGUGGCUCCGCCUAUUGAGGUCCUCGGGCUGUAGGUUCCGCCCCCAGCAGCGCGUCACAGUUUCUCCUGUCCCUCACAGACUCCUCCUUCUCCGGGCUCGUUGGGCGGCUGCGCUGGACUCGCCGGUGUGUGGAGAAGGGGCGGGGUCGGUAAGGAGGUCCCAGGAGAGGGCGGAGCAGGGAAAUGAGAGGCGUGGCUACAGUGUGAGUGACAGAAUGAAGUCUCAGGUGAGCAGUGAGAGGCAGGAGUUCUCCUCAUACUUUGAGCAGAUAGUUGAGGACUUGGCAGCCGAGGACUCGGGGCACCCAGAGGUGGGAGAUGCCAUUGGCCGACUAAAGGAGGUGCUGCAGUACAACACCCCGGGGGGCAAGUGCAAUCGGGGGGUGACCGUGUUGGCUUCAUACAGGGAGUUGCUGGGCCCAGAGCUGCACAAAGAUGGCAACCUACAGAGAGCGCUGGCAGUGGGCUGGUGUGUGGAGCUGCUUCAAGCCUUCUUCCUGGUGGCUGAUGACAUCAUGGAUAACUCGGUGACACGCCGGGGGCAGCCAUGUUGGUACAGAAAGGAGGGCAUCGGAUUGGAUGCUGUGAAUGACUCGUUCCUGCUGGAGGCGUGUAUAUACCGAAUCCUGCGCAAGUACUGCCGGGGGAAGCCCUACUACCUGAGCCUGCUGGAGCUCUUCCUGGAGACCUCCUAUCAGACGGAGCUGGGCCAGGCCCUGGAUCUCAUCACUGCGCAGCCUGGGAAGGUAGAUUUAAACAGAUACACAGAGAAGAGGUAUAAAGCAAUUGUCAAAUACAAGACGGCUUUUUAUUCCUUCUACCUCCCCGUCGCUGCAGCCAUGUACAUGGCUGGAAUAGACGGAGAGGAGGAGCAUAAGAAUGCUAAGACCAUCCUGCUGGAGAUGGGCGAGUUCUUCCAGAUUCAGGAUGAUUAUCUGGACUGUUAUGGAGACCCCAGUGUGACGGGCAAGAUUGGCACCGACAUUCAGGACAAUAAGUGUGGCUGGCUAGUGGUGGAGGCACUGAAGAGAGUCAGCCCUGAGCAGCGCCAGGUCCUAGAGGAGAACUACGGGCGGAAUGAGCCGGACAAGGUGCAUCGGGUGAAGCAGUUGUACGACGAGCUGGACAUGGCGGCCGUAUACCAACGCUACGAGGAGGAGAGUUACCAGCGCCUGCAGCUGCUCAUUUCCCAGCAUGCACUCAACCUGUCCCGUGAGAUCUUCCUCUCCCUGGCACACAAGAUCUACAAGAGGCAGAAGUGAGGGAUGCUGGGAUACCUGCUGACUAAAGUGACUGGGCCAACAAGCGCCACUCGGGGAACUGUUUCAUCUUUAUCAGACUUUUACUUAUCCAGCAGAGACCUGUGUACAGACUGGAAGCCUGGCAUUGCACCUCCAACAGGAAUAAAUGACAGUUUACCUCAA